Molecule: messenger RNA, 372 nt
Organism: Aspergillus pseudonomiae
Lineage: Eukaryota; Fungi; Ascomycota; Eurotiomycetes; Eurotiales; Aspergillaceae
Exons: 3
Coding region: 1-372 (123 amino acids)
Source: RefSeq, a predicted model, not a curated record
AUGCCUUUGAAUGCUGUUCGCAAUUUAUCUUCUACUGCCGGACGAGGCAUACUCAAACGCAUUGGCAAGGUGGACAUAGAGGAUGUCCGUAGAAUGAACGGCGUUGAAGGGGACAAAUGGGUCACGUCUGUCAACAAAGUGCGGGACGAUAUAGAAGCUCAGUAUGACGGUGUGAAGGAGUAUGAGAUUCAGGGUGCGAGAGCCCACAAAUCCUCCAAGGAUCCGACGGACCCAGAUGACGUCAUAACCAUUGCCUUUUACAGCCAGAACGGUACACGGCAGCUCAGCGGCCACGUUCAUGUUGAUGGGACAUAUAACAUAGCUGAAAGUCGUGCAGGAAAGGGAAAAGGCAAAGGACAGGGAAAGAAGUAG